Molecule: messenger RNA, 1395 nt
Organism: Sipha flava (yellow sugarcane aphid)
Lineage: Eukaryota; Metazoa; Arthropoda; Insecta; Hemiptera; Aphididae
Product: monoacylglycerol lipase ABHD12-like
Exons: 10
Biological process (GO): monoacylglycerol catabolic process; phosphatidylserine catabolic process
Cellular component (GO): endoplasmic reticulum membrane
Molecular function (GO): phosphatidylcholine lysophospholipase A1 activity; monoacylglycerol lipase activity
Source: RefSeq, a predicted model, not a curated record
CGUGAUACCAAUCAUAGUCCAACACACUAUUUUGUCAGUCAACCAAAAUUGUUACAAACCUCAAAGAUGUUCGUUAAUUGCAACAAGAGAAAGGCAUGUUUCACGGCGUUGGGCUUCGUUGGAUUCGCGUUUUUCAUCAUAUUCUUGCUUAUUCCAGCUAUUUGGCGUUACUCGCCUUCUGUUCAAAAGAGUAUGAUAUUUUUGAAUCACGACUAUUUGCCUUCCGUGCAAAAUUACAGUCAUCCGGAAGUAUACGGCAUAUCCGGUACAAGGAAUUUUUACAUCGAUAUAAAUGAUAAUGUAACGUUAGGAGCAUGGCACAUAUUACCAAGUGAUUUGUUAAAACAAUACAAAAAAAAUGAUAUCAAUUACGAAUUGGCUUUGAGUCAUGGAGAACCGAUUAUUAUAUACAUGCACGGCAACUCUGGCGCUCGUUUAAAUAGAUUACGUAUAGAAUUGUACAAAAAACUUCGGAACAUUAAUUACCACGUUAUAGCUGUGGAUUAUAGAAGUUAUGGAGACUCUACAAAGGUCGAUAUCAAUGAGACCGGCCUAGUGUUGGAUGCAAUGGAAACAUUUAAAUGGGUAUAUGUACGCGCUAAAGGAGCUCCGAUUUUUGGAUGGGGCCACUCUCUAGGAACUGGAAUUAGCGCACAUGCGUUUUCUCUGCUGGAAAAAGAAAAUAUCAAUCUUAACGGACUUAUAUUAGAAGCUCCGUUCAAUAAAAUGAGCGAAGCAAUCCGAGAAUAUUCAACCACCAAGAUUAUCCGAUAUUUACCGUGGUUCGAUUAUUUCAUUAUUGACCCGGUAAAUGAAAACGACAUGGUUUUCGACACGGAACAAAAUUUGAAAAAUACGAAAUUCCCCGUGUUGAUCUUACAUGCAAAAGACGAUACAAUACUUCCAUACCAUUUAGGUGUAAAGCUGUACGAUUACAUCAAGAGUUAUCGGAAAAAUACACUAACCGAACUUGUUUUAUACGAUGCCAAGUACGGACUUAAUCAUCAGUUCAUAUGCCGGAGUAAAGACUUUGAGAAGACAAUCAUGAAGUUUGUGGAACAAUCUUUAGAAACGACGGCGUCUCAUCGUCAUGAUCGGAGCACGUACUAACUCGUCGUUAUUAUUAUCAUAUCACACAUAUCUUACGGUUAAGUCGUAACAAAAAAUUUUUAAAAACAUACACGUUGUAUAAUAUAGGUAAUUAGGUAUUAGGUACUCAAUGGUUCCUUCUAGUUAUUAUAAUAUUGUUUGAGUUUAUAGUAUUAUUGUUAAUACUAUAAUUUUAUGAUUAAACUAGCCGAACCCGUGCACUUCGAAGCAUAACAUAAACAAAUUAAAAUAAUAUCAGUGGGUUGUGGAAUUUCUACAAAAUAAUAAAGUUAAUUUUAAAUAUUA